This is a messenger RNA of Dentiscutata heterogama, 1749 nucleotides long. The record is from the annotation of a GenBank genome assembly. Lineage: Eukaryota; Fungi; Glomeromycota; Glomeromycetes; Diversisporales; Gigasporaceae.
AUGUCCACUGUUAUGAGGUUUGUGACCACUGAUAUAGAAGCAAUUAUUCGACAUUCUUUGGAAUUUAAUUUUACUAUUACAGCUUUUCAUCAUGCACUGAAUGCUUAUCGUAUUACUGAAAUUAUUAAAAAACGUGUAAAAAAUAAUAUUACUAUUGCGACAUUUUCUGAUCUUUGGGGCUUCAAGAAGGAAUCAUUUCAAGCUAGUACAAAGUCUCCGAAAAUUUUAGCAGAUGCACACAUUCCUGUAGCCCUAAAAUCCGAUCACCCCGUAACAAAUGCGCAACAUUUGAUAUUUGAAGCUUCCAAAGCACAUUAUUAUGGUCUUGAUGAACAUCUUUCCCUUGCAGCCGUUACAUCAGUGCCCGCAAAAGCGCUUGGUUUAGAUCAUCGCAUCGGUCAGAUUUCAAAGGGAUAUGAUGCUGAUGUUGUGGUUUGGGAUUCUUACCCACUUGAUUUGGGUGCAGCUCCAUUAGAAGUUUAUAUCGAUGGAAUUCCUCAAUUCAACACUUCCUCAUAUGUACUUGGAAAUGAUAUAUCAAAACAAAUCCCAUUAAAUAAUAUAAAUGUACCUAAACCGAAGUCAAGUUUUACACAGGAGCCUGUUAAAUCGCGCUUAGCAUCCUCAGUUGUGUUAAAAAAUGUUGGCAAGGUUUAUGUUGAUAAGAACAAUAUAAUUGAUAUUACUUCAUCAACACAAGGAGAUAUUAGUGUAAUAGUUAAAGAUGGCAUUGUUGAAUGUAUUGGUAUUAAUUGUACAGAGCCAGAAUAUAUUUCAUCAUAUGAAGUAAUAGAUUUAAAUGGUGGAUAUAUAUUACCAGUAGGGGGAUUCAUUGCUGUUGCAUCAUCUCUAGGAUUAUCAGAGAUCGCUAGAGAAUCUUCCACAACAAAUGGUAAAGUGACUGCUGUAUCCAAUCCUCUCAAUGAUGCAGGAAUUAUUUACGCAAUCGAUGGAUUGAAAUUGGGAGGUAAACAUUUAGAAGCCGCGUAUAAAGCUGGAGUGUUAACUGCAGUCACUCCGCCUCUCUCAAAUAAGGGCGUGUUUAUUGGCGUUUCUAUGGCAUUUGAAACCGGUGCUAGCUCUGCCACCAUACCGACAGUCUCUGGUCAGAUUGCUUUGAUUAGAAGAACCUUGAUAACACAUCUAUCGCGAAAUACUAUCUUUGGUCGUGCUGCACGCGGAGAUAUCCCUUUAGUAGUACUAACUCACAACAAAGAUGAAAUUGCUUCCUUGAUUCGGUUGAAAAUCCAAAUUAGAAAAAAUGGUGGACAUUUAAACCUUGUAAUAUUGGGUGGUACUGAAGCGCAUAUGCAUGCUGCUGAAUUGGCUAAGCAUAGAAUACCCGUAAUACUUACCCCACCUCGACCUGUUCCAACGUCAUGGUCGGCUCAACAUGCGUUAACAGGUGCACCUAUUACUAAUACAACAGGAAUUGAAAUACUUCAUGCGAAUAAAGUUUUGGUAGGAAUAGGUGCAUCGGAAUCGGGUUUGGAAAGAAAUUUAAUUUGGGAUGCUGGCUGGGUAGGAAUAAAUUCUAGAGGGGUAAUUUCCGAAAAAGAGGCGCUUGGGUUUAUUUCGUGGAACUUAGAAGAAAUCCUUGGCUUAAAUAGAAGAAAUAGAAGGUUAAUGAAAGGCAACAUUGCAAAUUUUGUAGCGUAUGAUGGGAACCCUUUUGAUAUGAGUACAAGAGUGAAAGUUGUUGCUGGAGGUGGUAAGAGUGAAAUUCUUAUUAAUCCUCAACAAGAUUAG